This is a messenger RNA of Austrofundulus limnaeus, 3403 nucleotides long. It is a transcript of the gene slc12a4, whose product is annotated as solute carrier family 12 member 4. Gene Ontology annotation, cellular component: plasma membrane. The record is from RefSeq and is a predicted model, not a curated record. NCBI's taxonomy places the organism in Eukaryota, Metazoa, Chordata, Actinopteri, Cyprinodontiformes, Rivulidae. Gene Ontology annotation, biological process: cell volume homeostasis; potassium ion import across plasma membrane; potassium ion homeostasis. Gene Ontology annotation, molecular function: potassium:chloride symporter activity.
GGUGGAAUGUAGUUGCCAUUAGUGGGAGUUGAACUGAGGCUGGCUAAUAGUUAGCCUGUUUGAGCUGGAGACGCACAGGAGAGUGAUGAAAACAUGCCUCACUUCACAGUAGUACCUGUGAAGGAUCAAGCUCAGAGCAGCUACGACAGCCUGGAGGGGAUUAACUGGGUUGAUUACAGGGAUACUGGGCAGGACUGCCAUGACCAGCAAGAUACUGUUAGUUCAGAUGGACAUGGGAACCACAAAGAGGACAGUCCUUUUCUCAACAGUCCUGAUGCCGCUGGCAAAAGGAGCGACUACUAUGACAGGAACCUGGCUUUGUUUGAGGAAGAGCUGGACAUUCGGCCAAAGGUUUCCUCUCUGCUCAGCCGUUUGGUCAACUACACCAACAUCACGCAGGGGGCCAAGGAGCAUGAAGAGGAAGAGAGUGCUGAGGCCUCGCGUAGAAAGACCCCCAAAUCUCCCAACAUGGGCACUCUGAUGGGAGUCUACCUACCGUGUCUCCAGAACAUCUUUGGGGUCAUUCUUUUCCUCCGACUGACAUGGAUCGUGGGGAUGGCUGGCAUCAUGCAGUCCCUCCUGAUUGUCCUCAUGUGCUGCUCUUGUACUAUGUUGACUGCCAUAUCCAUGAGUGCCAUUGCUACUAAUGGUGUUGUUCCAGCUGGAGGGGCAUAUUUCAUGAUCUCACGCUCACUUGGUCCAGAGUUUGGAGGUGCUGUGGGACUGUGCUUUUACUUGGGCACCACCUUUGCAUCUGCCAUGUACAUUUUAGGCGCUAUUGAAAUCUUCUUGAAAUAUCUGGUCCCUCAAGCAGCCAUUUUCCAUCCCACUGAGCCCCUUGGAAAUGACAGUGCCCUGCUGAACAACAUGCGAGUGUAUGGCUCCCUGUGCCUCAGCCUGAUGGCCGUGGUCGUUUUUGUUGGGGUCAAAUAUGUGAACAAGUUUGCCUCCCUCUUCCUGGCCUGUGUCAUUAUUUCAAUUGUUUCCAUUUAUGCCGGGGCAAUCAAGUCCAUGACUCAUCCGCCUGAAUUCCCGAUCUGCAUGUUGGGUAACAGGACUUUGGUGAGAGAUCGUUUUGAUGUGUGUGCCAAAACCGUGGUGAUGGGAAACACGACAGUACCCAGUCAGCUGUGGGACAGGUUCUGCCUACCUGGGAACAUGAGCAGUGCUCAGUGUGAUGACUACUUUAUCCAGAAUAACGUGACAGAAAUACAGGGCAUCCCUGGACUGAGCAGUGGGAUUGCCAGAGAAAACAUGUGGAGCAACUACCUGCAGAAAGGAGAGAUCUUAGAAAAGGCGGGGCUUCCGUCUGUGGAUGGUCACAGCGCCAUGGAGAACUUCAUCAACUACGUGACAGCAGACAUCGCUACAUCCUUCACACUUCUGGUUGGGAUCUUCUUCCCAUCUGCAACAGGAAUUAUGGCAGGCUCUAAUAGAUCUGGUGACCUCAGGGACGCUCAGAAGUCUAUACCUGUGGGAACGAUCUUGGCUAUUACCACUACUUCGCUUGUUUAUAUAACCUCUGUAGUUUUGUUUGGGUCUUGUAUAGAAGGAGUAGUCCUGAGAGACAAGUUUGGGGAUGCUGUUCAAAAGAACCUUGUUGUUGGUACUCUGUCRUGGCCGUCUCCGUGGGUCAUUGUGAUUGGCUCCUUUUUCUCCACYGUUGGUGCAGGCCUGCAAUCCCUCACUGGCGCUCCACGACUUCUACAGGCCAUUGCGAAAGACAACAUUAUUCCUUUCCUUAGGGUGUUUGGUCAUGGAAAAACAAAUGGAGAGCCAACAUGGGCGCUGCUACUGACUGGUCUCAUAGCUGAGCUGGGGAUCCUUAUUGCCUCACUGGACAUGGUGGCACCCAUCCUUUCUAUGUUCUUUUUGAUGUGCUAUCUCUUUGUAAAUCUAGCCUGUGCAGUACAAACUCUUUUACGGACACCUAACUGGAGACCAAGGUUCAAAUAUUACCAUUGGGCUUUAUCAUUCCUUGGCAUGAGUAUGUGUUUGGCUCUGAUGUUCAUUUCCUCCUGGUACUAUGCCAUAGUGGCCAUGGGUAUUGCAGGGAUGAUCUACAAGUACAUUGAGUACCAGGGGGCAGAGAAGGAGUGGGGAGACGGGAUAAGGGGAUUAUCGCUCAGCGCUGCACGCUACGCUCUGCUGAGGCUAGAAGCUGGACCCCCUCACACCAAGAACUGGAGACCACAGUUGCUAGUGCUGCUGAAGCUGGAUGAGGACCUUCAUGUAAAAUAUCCGCGGCUGCUCACCUUUGCUUCACAGCUGAAGGCGGGGAAGGGCCUGACCAUUGUUGGCUCUGCCAUCCAGGGUCACUUCCUUGACAGCUAUGGGGAAAUGCAAGCAGCGGAACAGACACAGUUCGCUGCACCACAGCUGCCCACCUGGCUCUGAUGGUCCCCAAAAACGUGUCCUUUUACCCAAGCAACCAUGAACGCUUCACAGAUGGCAACAUCGAUGUGUGGUGGAUAGUCCACGAUGGAGGAAUGCUGAUGCUGCUUCCCUUCCUGCUCAAACAGCACAAGGUCUGGAAGAAAUGCAGGAUGCGCAUAUUCACUGUUGCCCAGAUGGAUGACAACAGCAUUCAGAUGAAAAAGGAUCUGGCCACAUUCCUGUAUCAGCUGAGAAUAGAGGCUGAGGUGGAGGUGGUGGAGAUGCACGACAGCGACAUCUCAGCAUACACGUAUGAGCGGACGUUAAUGAUGGAGCAGAGGUCCCAGAUGUUACGGCAAAUGAGGCUGUCCAGUGCAGAAAGACAAAGAGAGGCACAGCUGGUCAAAGACAGACACUCGUUGGUGCGUAUGGGCAGUCUUUACUCAGACGAAGAGGAGGAGUUGGAUGUUCCUCCAGGGAAAGUUCAGAUGACGUGGACCAGAGAAAAGAAUGAGGCCGAAAGUCGAAACCGAAACAACGCUCCUGAGAACUUCAGGGAACUCAUGAGCCUCAAACCGGAUCAGUCCAAUGUACGACGUAUGCAUACAGCUGUGAAGCUGAACGAAGUAAUAGUCAACAGGUCCCACGAUGCUCGAUUAGUGCUGCUCAACAUGCCGGGCCCACCUCGCAAUACGGAUGGAGACGAAAACUACAUGGAGUUUUUGGAAGUGCUGACCGAGGGUUUGGAAAGAGUUCUGCUGGUGAGAGGAGGAGGACGGGAGGUCAUCACAAUCUACUCAUGACCAGUCAGUAAUUAUUAAGUGGAGAYUCUGGCCAUGUGCAGUAUACAUUCCACCUUGGGAUGAGCAGCAACACUUUUUUAUUUUUUUGUACUUCAGGACAAUUCAAAGGAAUUUGUUUUAGAUGUAUGAACUUUUGAGYGCAAAAGGGUUUCAUUCUAUUCUUGUAGAAUACUGAUACUCAGACAAAAACUCUUACACAUGAAAACUUGCUUGUAAAACUUUUG